Messenger RNA from Glarea lozoyensis ATCC 20868, 1101 nucleotides. Its product is annotated as DHS-like NAD/FAD-binding protein. The record is from RefSeq and is a predicted model, not a curated record. Gene Ontology annotation, biological process: peptidyl-hypusine biosynthetic process. Gene Ontology annotation, cellular component: cytoplasm. Gene Ontology annotation, molecular function: deoxyhypusine synthase activity. NCBI's taxonomy places the organism in Eukaryota, Fungi, Ascomycota, Leotiomycetes, Helotiales, Helotiaceae. The coding region runs from base 1 to 1101 and encodes 366 amino acids. The transcript has 3 exons.
AUGGCAGAUACAACGCCCUCCUCCAACGGCAACGGCGCCGUUCCAUCUUCAGUCGCAGAUGCCGUUCUCGUUAACGGUUCUAUGCCAUCCGGCUCCCAAAAAGUCGAAGAACUCGAUUUCAACGCCUUUGCAGGUCGUCCCAUAACAGUCGACGACCUCAUGAGCGGAAUGAACCACAUGGGAUUCCAAGCCUCAUCCAUAGGAGAAGCAGUGCGAAUAAUAAACGACAUGCGAGCCUGGCGGGACCCCGAAGAUCCAAGCGUAAAAACAACAAUAUUCCUCGGAUACACAUCGAACCUCAUAUCUUCCGGGCUGAGGGGCACCCUUCGCUACCUCGCUCAACACAAACACAUCUCAGUCAUCGUCACCACCGCAGGAGGAAUAGAAGAAGACCUGAUAAAAUGUCUAGGCGACACAUACAUGGGCGCCUUCUCCACCCCAGGAGCAGGACUCCGUUCCAAAGGCCUAAACCGCAUCGGUAAUCUCAUCGUCCCUAACGACAACUACUGCAAAUUCGAAGACUGGGUCAUGCCCAUCCUCGACACCCUCCUCAUCGAACAAGAAGCCUCGAAAAAAGACCCGAAAAUCCCAGACGACGAGAAACUUGUCUGGACGCCCUCGAAAAUCAUACGACGACUUGGUCUGGAAAUCAACAACGAAUCCUCCGUCCUCUACUGGGCAGCCAAAAACGACAUCCCGAUCUUCUGUCCCGCGUUGACGGAUGGGAGUUUAGGUGAUAUGUUAUACUUCCACUCGUUCAAAUGCUCUCCCCAACGCCUCGUUAUGGAUACCAUUGAAGACCUGCGUAAAAUCAAUACUAUGGCCGUCCGCGCGAAGAGAGCAGGUAUGAUCAUUCUUGGCGGCGGGGUGGUCAAACAUCAUAUCGCAAAUGCCUGUCUGAUGCGGAAUGGCGCCGAGAGCGCGGUGUAUGUGAAUACGGCGCAGGAGUUUGAUGGGAGUGAUGCAGGUGCGAGACCGGAUGAGGCGGUUAGUUGGGGAAAGAUUAAGGUGGGGGCGGAUAGUGUGAAGGUAUACGUCGAAGCUACGGCUUGUUUCCCACUGAUAGUCGCUGCAACCUUCGCAAAAGACGCUUGUAAAUAG